Plasmodium vinckei vinckei is the source of this 813-nucleotide messenger RNA. RefSeq names its product apicoplast ribosomal protein S15 precursor, putative. Gene Ontology annotation, cellular component: ribosome. Gene Ontology annotation, molecular function: structural constituent of ribosome. Gene Ontology annotation, biological process: translation. The coding region runs from base 1 to 813 and encodes 270 amino acids. NCBI's taxonomy places the organism in Eukaryota, Apicomplexa, Aconoidasida, Haemosporida, Plasmodiidae. The transcript has 4 exons. The record is from RefSeq and is a predicted model, not a curated record.
AUGAGAAUAAUAAAACGAUGUUUAAACUUUCUAUUAUUACUAUGCCAAUUAUUAAUUUUUAAAAUCGAGCCCUUAAAUGGAUUUCAUACUGGGAGAGGAAAAAUAUAUUUUUACUAUGAUUACAGUCCCGUUGCAAACUCAUCAAAUUUUAUAAUUCAAAAUAAAAAUAUACACAAAGGGAAAUAUAUAUAUCAUGGAAAACGUUCAGAAAGAUUGAGAACCACUGAAAAUGCAUUGCCACCUCCCGUUAAGGAUAAUACAACUAGUACUAAUACUAUUGUGAAAAAAGAAAAACAAAAAUCGGAAAUUAAUAAUAUUUUAAAAGAAAGUGAAAAUAUAACUAUGGGACGUUCCUUUUCUUUUAAUACGGAUCUUUUAUCUAUCAAGCCGGAACUACUAAAAGAACUAAUUACCCAAAAGUACAGGAAAAUGUUUGAGAGACAUGAUAAAGAUUGUGGAAGUAGUGAAAUACAAAUAAUUAUUUUAACGUUUAAAAUUUAUUUUUUAACGGAACAUAUGAAGAAGAAUAAAAAGGAUUUUGCAUGUUUACGAGGACUGUUCAAAUGUGUUAGUAAACGGAGAAAGUUACUUAUAUAUUUAGGACGAAAAAAUCGAGAAAUGUUUAAUAAAAUUACAGACUAUUUUAAAAUCAAAAAACCUUUAUUACCUGGAACAGCAGAAUAUUAUUCUAAGGAUUUAAAAUAUAUCCAUUUUAAUAACACAAAAAGAUUUAAAAAUAAUAGUGAAAAAAAGAAAAAAGAUAAAACUAAAAACAAAAAAAUUCAAACUGAUAAAAUUAUAUUUGGAAAUUAA